GUAACCGAGUCGCUGCGCCCUUCCUUUUUCUUCCUCCCCACAGAGAAGUGGCGGAAAAGGAGGUCGGCAAUGGCGCCGCCGGCUACGAAGGCCGUGCUGGGCGAGCUCAGGGUCUUCGACCUGGACGUGGCGGAGGGCGAAGACGGGGACACUGCAGCUGAGAAACGGAGCAGCAGAGGGAGCUGGCCUGUGCCCUCACGCAAGAUGGCGGCAACUGCGUCGCUCCUUCCGCUUACCCUGGAUGGGCGUUGAGGGCGGAAGUGCCUGGCGACAGGAGGAGAGCUGUUGGGGCGAGAGACCCCAGGAGACGCGCCCCAGCACGGACUGUUAUACGGCAAACUGGGACCCUCUCGGGGAAGAGGCUUAUUACCGGAAACUAGAUGUGUACAUCAUGGGCUGGAACCUGAGGGAGGACUUGCGAGACUGCUUGGUUGCUGCUGCUCCCUGUGGGGGCCCCAUUGCUUUGCUGAAAACCAAGAAAGAAAAAUCUCCCAGUUCCCGGCCACCUCUUGAAAUCUGUUUUGCCUCUGGGGUCCUCUUGGCUAGCAUUCCAUGGAAGAACUGCCCGGCUGUGCAUCUUGGCUUGACGACCAGCAAGGACCUCCUCUGCAUCCAAGAGGAUGGCUCAGUCCUCAUCUACAGCCUUUUCUGUGAGUUCAAGCGGCGCUUCAGCAUGGGAAAUUGUGUGAAACUACAUCUUGUCUCAAAAUAGACUGGAGGUAAACAGAACACGUGCAUCUUUUCCCUCUAGAGGCACCCUUCUAGGCCAGUGCUGUGGAAACAUGACCCUCCAGAUGUUGCUGAGCUACAACUCUCCUCAUCCUUGACCACUGGGGUACCAACAGUUUUUUUGGGCCUAAUACACUGUAUGUGGAUUGAGCCCUCCACUCAAUUUGCAAAAGAGGACUCACAUUUGCAUAAAAUUUGCACAUGCUUUGUGUCUUAUGACAAAUUUGUGUCUCUUGCAAGUAGGAUGGAAGGUCCAAAAACAAAUCAGGGCCACAAGCAUUUAAGAUGUCUGACGGAUAAUGUCAACGGGUGAAGCUUUUCCUUUUAAUAUUUCCUUCCUGGAAAAAGCAUAACCUAUUGAAUUUCUUCCUGCCACACAGCUGUUAAGAGCACAACGGCUGUGCUUAUCCCUUACAAUUAAUAAUAAUUUGUGUGCCUAAAUAUGAUACAAUAGGUCUUUUAUAUUUGAUCUCAAGCUAACAAUACUAUAUUCAGUUCAGGACUAUGCAUAGUAGUUCAAAUUGUGGAGUCAAAAGAAAUUUGAGAUUUAUAGUAACCAAGGGUCAGAUGCACAUGCUUGGAGAAAUUCAAGAUUAAAUUUUUGAGAAGCAAGCAGUGUGAUCUAGCAGCAUUUGUUGUGGGUAUUUAUACCUCAUAACUAUAACAAUGUUGUCAACACAGUUUCAAUGCUUACUUUUCUUACAAAAAGGAAAUUAUUUGUUUCUCACCUUUCACUAGCAAUAGUCCCAAAAGUGAGAUGCGGUGUUAACAACCCAGAAAAAAAAUGGUUGAAACUAAUGGUAUAAAAUCAGAAUACUUAAAACAGUGUUGUGGGACAGCUUCAGUCAAUAGUCAAUAGAAUAUGGCUCCAGCUAGUGUCAGCACCUGCCAUGUCUUGAAGGGGGAGGGAAUUCCGUAAUUUGCUUUUGACAUGAAUAUUCCCAAAUUAGUGUUUAUACCACCAGCAGCAUCCACCUCCCCCCUGAACCCCUUUAUUCCCCCUACCCAUGAAAAUGAAAUUAAUUCUCUCGCCCCAUGUUAUCUGUUUCAUUAUUUCUGUUUUCAAUAUUUAUAUCCUGCCUCUAUAAAAUAUUAAUGGCACCUUACAAUUAUUUCAAAAUAAUGAAAACAAAGUAUCAGUAAAACCAACAAAGUUUAAAAACACACACCCUAAAAAGUUUUUAAAAAGCAUUAAUAGUAGCAAUCAAGUUAAGGGUAAUAACUACAAAAGCUCACUGAAAUAAAACAGUCUUUGCUGCCUUCCUAAAAGUGAGGCUCUUCCAUAUCUUGGGUGCUACAGCUGAACUGACCAAGGAAUUUCAGAAGGAAAUCACCCUGUGUUUUAUAGAUUACAGCAAAGCCUUUGCCUGUGUAGAUCAUGAAAAACUAUGGAAUGCUUUAAAAGAAAUGAGGGUGCCACAGCAUCUGAUUGUCCUGAUGCACAACCUAAACUCUGGACAAGAGGCUACAGUAAGGACAGAAUAUGGAGAAACCAACUGAUUCCCAGUCGGAAAGGAUGUGAGAUAGGGGUGUAUUUUAUCACCUUUUUUGUUUAAUCU
Molecule: messenger RNA, 2288 nt
Organism: Rhineura floridana
Lineage: Eukaryota; Metazoa; Chordata; Lepidosauria; Squamata; Rhineuridae
Product: vacuolar protein sorting-associated protein 16 homolog
Exons: 6
Coding region: 242-712 (156 amino acids)
Biological process (GO): endosomal transport; vacuole fusion, non-autophagic; intracellular protein transport
Cellular component (GO): HOPS complex; cytoplasm; lysosomal membrane
Molecular function (GO): actin binding
Source: RefSeq, a predicted model, not a curated record